AUGUCUUUUGUUUUGAACUGCCCGACACAAUUGCAAAAUGGUGUUAACAUUUAUUCAAAUAUUAGAUUAGUUAUUUCAGAUCCAAUCCUUAAAGAAUUUCUGAUACAUUGGCCAAAAAGAAAUUAUUUCGCAUUAUCAUUUUUCGCACUCCUAACUUUAAUCGGAGCUGCUAAAAAGGACAAAUGUGAGAAACCAUGGAGAACUUUCAAAAACGUAUGUUUUUACUUUUCGGAUACUAACAACCAAAAAUUUCAAGAAGCUCAAAGUUAUUGCUACAGACAAGGCGGAUUCUUAGCCAGUAUCCGAAGUAGCUCAGAGCAUGGAUUCAUCAUCAAGACUAUCAACGGCAUGGGAUCUUCUUAUCAACGAGUGCGUUGGUUCAUCGGUCUCUACCAAUACGAUCCCAAAGACAACACAGCAUAUCGGUGGCUUGAUGGUAGUGUAUCUAAUUUUCGCAACUGGAUGAGCACUCAACCAAACUCCAUUUACGAACGCUGUGCCAUGCUCGAUGGAAGUAAUGGCUACAAAUGGCGAGAUGAUGUCUGCAGUAAUCGAGCCCUUUUCAUUUGCCGAAAAGAUUUGGACGAUGAGGGUUCAAUGAAUUGCUUCAAGGGCCGCCCUCCACCAGAGCAGAUAUUUGACAAAAAAGACAUCAGUGUCACGGAAUGUCUAGAACACUGCAGAGGUUUAGGCUUUCCACUGGCUGGCGUUGUCCCCCACCGAUGUUAUUGCCUUAAUCCAAAUAAUAUGAACAAGCUUUCUUCAGCAUCGCGACUCAAGUGCAAUGGAAAUUGUGCCAGUCAACACUGUGGCAACCGUGACUUUAUUACCGUUUAUAACUUAACUUUUUAUAAAGACACGGCGGAAUCCUGCGAUGACCUCUCGCAACUAGGAUUCUCAAGUCCAAGCACAUACGUCACAAAAGUUGGAGAUGAAGAAAAAUUGCAAAAUUGUUUUAGCACUGAGGGUAACUAUGUUGAAAUUAUUGCAUGCAAGUUUGCAUGUUGCUAUUCAUAUGCAUAAUGAUUAGUUUUAGUUGCAAUUGUUAUAAAUUAAGAAUCAACAUGAUUGAUAUAUGAAGGAAUUUUUUAAUGUAAAAUUUAUGCAUCAAUUUUUAUUAUAUUUUUUGGUAUUUUUUUAAAACUCACUACAA
Molecule: messenger RNA, 1153 nt
Organism: Uloborus diversus
Lineage: Eukaryota; Metazoa; Arthropoda; Arachnida; Araneae; Uloboridae
Molecular function (GO): signaling receptor activity
Source: RefSeq, a predicted model, not a curated record